AUGGCCGACAGCAGUUCAGCCAUCACCCUCGACAUCUUCAGAGGUACACCUGAAGGAGAGUUGGCUGUUGAAACGACGACUCGCGUUCUUGGCUAUGGCGAGGUAUACAUUGAAACAACCCACUCAGGACUGUGCGGCACCGAUCUUCACUACCUGAGGCGCGGGCGCAUUAUCGGCCAUGAAGGUGUGGGAGUUGUAAGACAGCUCGGCCCUGGUGUGUCAACAGACAUUAAGGUUGGAGACCGCGUCGGAUUCGGCUAUACACACAAGGUCUGCGGCACCUGUGAAUGCUGCUUGAGUGGGAGGGAUCAGUACUGUACUUCACGCGUUGACUUUAACAGAAACGCUGACAAGAUGGGUACUAUUUCUUCGGGUGUGAUCUGGUCAGCCAACAUGGUCUUUCCGAUCCCAGACGGAUAUGACUCUGCUGAUGCAGCGCCGCUUCUAUGUGCAGGCUCUACAGUCUUCACUGUCUUGACCGGCCCUGAUGUCAAAUCGACGGAUCGCAUUGGUAUCAUGGGUAUCGGUGGCCUAGGUCACUUAGCCAUCAAACUUGCUGCAGCUAUGGGUCACGAAGUCGUAGUUCUAUCAACUUCUGAAUCAAAACGACAGGAAGCACUUGACUAUGGAGCGACAGAAUUUUACGUCUACGAUUCAGAGAAGCCUGCUCCACCUGGCUUUAGACCCUUGAACCAUUUAUUGCUAUGCGGAAAUACUGGAAGCAAAAACUUUAACAAUCUGAUUGAACUCUUGGCCGUUCAUGGCACAAUAUAUCCAUUGACUGUUUCUGCGGAGAAUACCCCCAUUGAUCUUGGAGAGUUGACGGGUCUAGGAGCUUCCAUCAGAGGAUCACUGACAGCUUCGCGCCGCACUAUUUGUGAAUUGCUUCGAUUUGCUUCUCGGCAUGGAAUCAAGCCAACAGUUAUGACUUUCCCGAUGACGGAGGAUGGAGUCAAAGAGGCCAUUGAUACGUUAAAAAGUGGAAAGAUGAGAUACCGAGGAGUGCUGGUCCGAUAG
This is a messenger RNA of Trichoderma breve, 1017 nucleotides long. Its product is annotated as alcohol dehydrogenase groES-like domain-containing protein. Bases 1 to 1017 code for a protein of 338 amino acids. Gene Ontology annotation, molecular function: zinc ion binding; alcohol dehydrogenase (NADP+) activity. Gene Ontology annotation, biological process: alcohol metabolic process. Lineage: Eukaryota; Fungi; Ascomycota; Sordariomycetes; Hypocreales; Hypocreaceae. The record is from RefSeq and is a predicted model, not a curated record. The transcript is spliced from 3 exons.